CUCGCCGCCGCCGCUGCCCUCGCCUUGCCGAGCGCACCCGCCCGGGUACACGCACCCCGCCGCCGGGCGCCACCCCGCGCACUCCUCCCGCCGCUCCGCCGGGCAGAUGCGCCGCCGCGCGCCCCGCGCCCCGGGCCCGCCACAGAGCUCCGACGCGCACCGGGGGCUCCUCUCCCAGGCCCCCCUGGGUGCCCUCCGGCUAGGGCUCCCGCCCGCUCCUUGGAAUAACCCCUGAGGCUCCAGCCGUCGCCGCAAAGUUUCCCGAGGAGACCCGCCUCCCCGGCCGCUGCGCAGGUGAAGAAGCUGGGAGUGGGUGAGAAGGCCUCCCUCUUGACAGCUGUGCCCAGGGGCUGAAGCAGGAAUAACCCACCCUCCUGCCUCACCCAUUCCAGAAACUUCUCUACAAACAGAAGCAGCCAAGCAGACCAGCCCCUGCCCCCCAAAGUGGCUUCCCAAAGCGGGGCACGCAGGCCUGACAGCUCAGCAGUGCGAGGCGGGCAAUGUGGCUACAGCCUGUGGUGAACAUCGGAACUCUGCCGAGGGGGUAGCAGACCCACCCCCACAGAUGCGGCCUGAGCGGCAGGAAUACUGAUUCUUUGGAGAGUGGCUCCCUCUCAGCUCUGUCACGCAAGAGCGCUCUCUGCACUGAGCCAUUCUGCCAAGUGACUUAAAGGGAUUUUAAAAAGAAAAAAGAAAGAAAGAAAGAAACCCUGGUAAAGAAAAAGGGGGUAACAGCCCCACAGAGGCAUUUCAGAAGAGGUGCGGCCUGUGGACAAAGGACCAAAGUUACAAAGAGCUGCGGUGGAAGUGGUGGCCAGUGAAAGGCCACACUCCCCGGGGACUGACAUUGAGCUGUAGGGCAUGCCCUGCUCAGGAGUCCCCGGGGGUGCACACAGAACACAUACCCCUCACUCCAGAGAGCCAAGUCAGCAGUGCCCGUGGCCUAGGGUGCCAAAGAUGCCGCUUGGGGCCCGCAGCCACAUCUGAGGCCUAGCCACAGGAAGACUUCACGACCUCCUUACUCUCUGCGUGCCUCGUUGCUCCUGCUGCCCCAGAGCUGCAGGCUGUGGUUGAGUACCUCUGGGUCUGUUGGUGACAUGGGGCCAGGGAGGUGAGCGUGGCCUGGAAUUCUGAAGCAGUGACCCCAGUGGGACCCAGUGGCUCCGGGGAGCAGCAACAGAGGAGGUGUUGAGGCUCCAGGUUAGGUGGGUCAGGCCUCCACCCGCUGUCCACCAUGGUGGUGGCACACCCUACUGCCACCACUACCACCACACCCGCUGCCACCGUCACAGCCACUGUCGUGAUGACCACAGCCACCAUGGACCUGCGGGACUGGCUGUUUCUCUGCUAUGGCCUCAUUGCUUUCCUCACGGAGGUCAUCGACAGCACCACCUGCCCGUCAGUGUGCCGCUGCGACAAUGGUUUCAUCUACUGCAACGACAGGGGACUCACAUCCAUCCCCUCAGACAUCCCUGAUGAUGCCACCACCCUCUACCUACAGAACAACCAGAUCAACAACGCAGGCAUCCCUCAGGACCUCAAGACCAAGGUCAAAGUGCAGGUCAUCUACCUGUACGAGAAUGACCUGGACGAAUUCCCCGUCAACCUGCCCCGCUCCCUUCGAGAGCUACAUCUGCAGGAUAACAACGUGCGCACCAUUGCCAGGGACUCGUUGGCUCGCAUCCCGCUGCUGGAGAAGCUGCACCUGGAUGACAACUCCGUGUCCACCGUGAGCAUCGAGGAGGAUGCUUUCGCUGACAGCAAGCAGCUCAAGCUACUUUUCCUGAGCCGGAACCACCUGAGCAGCAUCCCAUCGGGGCUGCCACACACCCUGGAAGAGCUGCGGCUGGAUGACAACCGCAUCUCCACCAUCCCGCUACAUGCAUUCAAGGGUCUCAACAGCCUGCGGCGCCUGGUUCUGGAUGGCAACCUGCUGGCCAACCAGCGCAUCGCGGAUGACACCUUCAGCCGCCUGCAGAACCUCACAGAGCUGUCGCUAGUACGAAACUCGCUGGCUGCCCCGCCCCUCAACCUGCCCAGUGCCCACCUGCAGAAGCUCUACCUGCAGGACAACGCCAUCAGCCACAUCCCCUACAACACACUGGCCAAGAUGCGGGAGCUGGAGAGGUUGGACCUGUCCAAUAACAACCUCACCACACUGCCUCGAGGCCUGUUUGAUGACCUGGGGAACCUGGCACAGCUGCUCCUCAGGAACAACCCCUGGUUCUGUGGCUGUAACCUCAUGUGGCUGCGGGACUGGGUGAAGGCACGGGCUGCGGUGGUCAAUGUGCGGGGCCUCAUGUGCCAGGGCCCUGAGAAGGUCCGGGGCAUGGCCAUCAAAGACAUCACCAGCGAGAUGGACGAGUGCUUUGAGGCGGGAUCACAGGGCAAUGCGGCCAACGCUGCUGCCAAGACCACAGCCAGCAACCACGCCUCCGCCACCACGCCCCAGGGCUCUCUGUUUACCCUCAAGGCCAAGAGGCCAGGACUGCGCAUCCCCGACUCCAACAUUGACUACCCCAUGGCCACCGGUGAUGCUGCCAAGACAUUGGUCAUCCAGGUGAAGCCACUGACGGCAGACUCCAUCCGAAUCACAUGGAAGGCCAUGCUACCUGCCUCCUCUUUCCGGCUCAGUUGGCUGCGUCUGGGCCACAGCCCGGCUGUGGGCUCUAUCACAGAGACCCUGGUGCAGGGGGACAAGACCGAGUACCUGCUCACAGCCCUGGAGCCCAAGUCCACCUACAUUAUCUGCAUGGUCACCAUGGAGACUGGCAACACCUAUGUGGCUGAUGAGACACCUGUGUGUGCCAAGGCAGAGACGGCUGAUAGCUACGGCCCUACCACCACGCUCAAUCAGGAACAGAAUGCUGGCCCUAUGGCAGGCCUGCCCCUGGCUGGCAUUAUUGGUGGGGCCGUAGCUCUUGUCUUUCUCUUCCUGGUCCUGGGAGCCAUCUGCUGGUACGUGCACCGUGCUGGUGAGCUGUUGACCCGAGAGAGGGUCUACAACAGGGGUAACAGGAAAAAGGAUGACUACAUGGAGUCAGGGACCAAGAAGGAUAACUCCAUUCUGGAAAUCCGAGGCCCAGGACUGCAGAUGCUACCCAUCAACCCAUACCGCUCCAAAGAGGAGUACGUGGUGCACACCAUAUUCCCUUCCAAUGGCAGCAGCCUCUGCAAGGGCGCCCACACUAUUGGCUAUGGCACCACACGGGGCUACCGGGAUGGUGGCAUCCCUGAUGUGGACUACUCCUACACAUGAAGCUUGCCACUCCCAGUGUGCCCACACGGCUCUGUCUAGCCCGCUGCAAUACCAGGAGCCAGGAAGAGAAACUCCGCAGUGACUUUCCCAGCAGAGAGCAAAGUUUGGGGAGGGUUGGUGAACACAAUAGUAGGGUUAAAAUUUUUUUUUUAAACACAUAGAAGGCAAGAGGGAAAUUCAACAUUGUUGGAGACAUAAUUUAUACUGGAUCACGAGAGUUAGGACUAAUAAUCUAGCGGGAAGGGUUGGAUUGGGACUUUUUUUUUUUUCCUGAACCAGAUCGAUACUACCUGUACAACAUUUGUGUACACCUCGAACUCCAUCCAGGGCCAUCGGAAAGAAACAGAUGACCAAUAGACAUGAUGGCAUGGAGCCCCCCAGCAACCAUCGUGCUGCCUGCUCACGGUGACAGCUCAGUGAAAAGGCUUCGAGUUCCUCACAAAAGAGCCAGCGGAAGAAGACUUUUUGCUACGGAGAUACUGUCCUGAAAUCUCUUCCCUGGUUCUUUCCAUGCUUUUUCUUUCCAGAUCUGCAGAAAUAUGGCGUUCUCCGUGGUAUUCUCCGAACAAUACCAUAGUCAAUUAAAAAAACAAAAACAAAAACAAAAAACAGUCGAACUUUUCCUUCCAGUGCCGAGCGCUUCGGUUCCAGUCACCGAACUCCGCAGAAGCCCUGACGGAAGCCGUAGCUUUCCCUGCCACGUGGAGGCGCAUCUGUCUGCCCGCCUAUUGCCAUGUCACGUGUCUCAGUACAGAUGGGUAGAUAGAGCUGCGUGUCUGUCCUCUCCGCACUUCUUGGGUCAGUCCUUGACAUUUCCUCAGACAAUAGAAUUGCAAAAAUUUUGCUUUCUCCUAGAAAUCGUUGAGUAAGUAAGUAGACCAUGUGUGGGGUGAGAGUGAGGUGGAGGGGAGGGGCCUCAGCCAGGUGGUAGGAGGGGCCUCAGCCAGGUGGUAGGAGGGACCUCAGUCCAGGUGGUAGGAGGGACCUCAGUCCAGGUGGAGGGGAGGGGCCUCAGCCAGGUGGUAGGAGGGGCCUCAGCCAGGUGGUAGGAGGGGCCUCAGUCCAGGUGGAGGGGAGGGGCCUCAGCCAGGUGGUAGGAGGGGCCUCAGUCCAGGUGGAGGGGAGGGGGCCUCAGCCAGGUGGUAGGAGGGGCCUCAGUCCAGGUGGAGGGGAGGGGCCUCAGCCAGGUGGUAGGAGGGGCCUCAGCCCAGGUGGAGGGGAGGGGCCUCAGCCAGGUGGUAGGAGGGGCCUCAGCCCAGGUGGAGGGGAGGGGCCUCAGCCCAGGUGGAGGGGAGGAGCCUCAGUCCAGGUGGAGGGGAGGGCUUCAGUCCAGGUGGUAGGAGGGGCCUCAGCCAGGUGGUAGGAGGGGCCUCAGCCCAGGUGAAGGGUAUUGCUAUUUUUUAGAGGCGCUGGUAUCUGCAUCCCACUGGAGAGUUAGGGAAAAUCUGGCUGAUGGUUUGGAUUCCAUCCUGUCAACCUAGAGCCAGGCUACUCUCCUUUCUGAUAUGGAGAAAAAGCUUUCCUUGAUGACCAGUGAGUGCCCUCAUCUGUCCCUCCCCCAUAGAUCCCAUCUCCACGAUAGUGUUUAAGCUUUCUCCUGGGACAGGUAAUUAGUGCAGGGACUGUUUAUAAAUAUAUGUGUAACACACACACACACACACACACACACACACACACACACACUGGCUGGCUAGACCCAUUGGUUUCCAUGGCUGCUCAAACAAAGCCCAGAAAAAAGGGAAAAAAAAUUUUCAGAAAAUCCCUGGGAGACACACACACACACACACACACAAACAUGCACACAUGUACAAAAUCUCAACCAUGCCCACACCAGGGGCUCUGUUCUCAAAAGGGAAAAAUCAGAUUUCUUUGUAAAAAACAUCAACCUCCAAAAGGGUGCUGACCGGGGCCCUCAGAAGAGCUAAGAUUUUAUUCCCUCCCUGUGGAAUCAAUGUCGUUAUCAUUUAUCAACUGACACCACAGUGUGGUGAGCCAUGAGAUUAAAACGAUGAUAAAAUAAUGACAGCAAAUCCAGAAAGGAGGGAAGAGCGGUGCCUGCAGUUCUGAUGUCUGCUUCGUCCUGUACUGGGGAGCCCGGGUCACCAUCUGUCAACGGGUUCCUUUGCCCUGCACUGGGAAAAAAGUCAUCAAAGGAAGACACUGGUCUGAGGGCAGCCGCAUGAGAAGGGGUCCAGCUCCUGACUGUGUUUUCAAGAGACCUCUGCCACUCUAUCCAAAGCAAAGGCAGGAAGAAGCAGCCAGCCAGCUGCCCCAAGUGUACCUGGGGGGCCAUCCUCUUGCUGGACAUUAAAGAGCCAACUGGCCCUUCAGUGAAGAGAUGAAAUACAAAGAAAUGGACCAGCAGGUGCCCCAGAGUAGUGGACAUAGGAACAGGCUCCUGAUCAGAACCCAAGGGGUCAUCAUACCAAAUGGAGACCCCAGCCCACCAGCCCCAGGGAACGGCCAAGGGGUAUGGACAUGGAUCAUUGGAAAGGAGACCUUUCUUCCCUCUUCAUCCCAAGUCAUUUCCCCACAUAAUGAAGUCAAGAGAGAAAUGUUCCCGAGCCUCAGAUUCAGGUCUGUAUAAAUGUGCACCCUGGAGCCCAGCUGUCCCCAAUGACCCUAAUAGCACCCUAGUCCUGGUGGCUUAGGCAGGCUCAGAGGAGGCCCAUCUGUGAGGAACAGGUAUGUGAAGGAGAGUCCCAGAUGCCGAACAAGUCAUCAAGGCACUAUGCCAGCCUUCCCCGGGGUCCCAGGAAAGUAGAACCCCCAAGUCCCCACCCCUACCUUGCACCUGUAAUUUACCCUGUCCCUAGACUCACCCAUGUUCCCCUUUCUAUUCCCUGCCCCAGAAGGGUCUGGUCACUUUCUUUGGUGACCAGGAAAACUUUUGGAGCUGCCUGGAAGGCUGGAAGGCCCUACUUGGAGAUUCAGGAACUUGUGGGCCAAAUGCUAGAGCUGUGGUGAACUUCCUCCCCCAUCACUUAGAGCAAGCCUGACCCACACAGGAGGCUUGGCAGUCACAGGCAGAACGUCAAAACUUGAGGACCAAAUCCAUCUGCUCUAGUGGGGCUCACUGCACAUUACACCCAGCUGGAGAGCCCAGGGCUGGCACUGCCCCUAAGGAGCGCUAACACUGCCCAGCCAUGGCCCUGCAGCCCCUGAGAGCCCUUCCUGUGUCAUUUCUGCCGCUUCACGUGUUAACGUUUUCCCAGUACUCUUUAUUCUGUGUGGGUUGGGGAUGGGAGAAUACUGGAGAUUGAGUCCAGGACCUAGCCAUGCAAGGCAAGCACUCUACCACUCAGUACCCCACUCCCCAGCGUCCUUUCGGAAAGCCCCCAAGUGUGACCUUUGUCCCAUUCUCCAAAGGAGACAGAGAACCUGCCUUCUGGCCUCAUGUUACAGUAGAAGAGGUUGAGGGAAGCCAGGGUUGACCCUGGGAGGCCUAUGGGAUCCUGUCUCGGUGCCGCUGACAUUUCCACAGGGCAGUCUGUGGCGGGCCUGCCUGACCCUCACAGUCCCUAACCAACCAGAACAACCUCGGUGGCCUCAGCCCUGAGGAGUGUAUUCUGUGGCAUUUAAGCCAGUGACACUUCUUUGGUUAAGUGGUUUACCCUUCGUGGUAAUUAGAUGCAGCGAUUGGAAUCUCUUUUUCUAUUACAUGGCAAUUUUACUUUAAAUUUCCUCUUUAAAAAAAAAAUGGGGAAGAAAAGGCAAGGAAGGAGAGGCAGCAGGGCCACAGGCAUUUGCAUUUUGCGAAUGAAGUCUCUGGUAGGCUCAGCUCAGGCGUGGGGCCCAACGUAUGGAAUGCUUAAGAGAUUACUAAGAAUAAAAUCUAUUAAUUAGUCAUACUCAAUUCCACAGACAUGACAUGAAUCAAAAGCUCCCUUUCUUCCCUCAUCUGCAUCCUCUUCCUGAGGAAGCCUCCAUCUUCCCCGAAAGGCUGCCUCCUGGCCUGCCUCCUCCUUAACGUGGAGCCCUUCUGUGGCCCUGUGUGGGGGAUCCUGCCUUGGAUAGCAGGUGCUGGGACACUACCCCUUCCUCACCCUGGGCAAUGCUGACAGGGAGGUGACAGCCUCCGGGAAGACCACUGUGGUUAGGAGUCCAACCUUCCCUUCCUGGAGCCAGAAGCCCGUACCUGUCCCACGACACCAGCCUCUCCUUCCUUUCCCAGGCUUCCAGUCGGCCAGCCGCCCAGCUCAGCCCCAGCAAGGGAGCCAGGGGCCUGGUAUGCAAAUGUGAGGCUUCCGUCCCCCUCUUUAAAAUGAGGGUGACUGGGGCGAAGGCUUGCUCACGAAGGCCCUGUGAGAGCAACCCCUCCAUGCUGAGGAGUCUGGAAGAUUCUAAUGGCAAAGGCAGUGGGGGAGCCGCUGCUGGGUAGGAAGGGCCAGUGUGGACAACGGAAGGGGUGGGCAGUGUGUCUGGAAUGGUCUCCCAGCCUGAGCCUCCUCAUUCAUUGCCACUGGCAAGAGGAGUAAGGAACAAGCCAGAGCCACACUCAGGACCCUUCCCACCCAGCCCCCCACAAGUGGCAGUUCAAGUCCCAAAGCCAGCCUUCUUCAGACAUCUGCUUCCCGCUGAACACACCAGGGAGGGGCCCGGGCUUCAGAGCCUCUUGCUUAUGAAAAAUACAACAAGGAAAAUUGGAUGCAGCAGCUGGGGAGCUGUGCAGAGGCAGCAGGGAUAGGCUCCAGUGGGCAUGGUGGCCUGUGUCCCCCAAGGGCCAGAUGACAUGUCACAGCCAGGGUCAGGACUGCAGGCCUCCCGUGAGCCGCGUUCCGUACUCACACAGACAGUGGCGCAGGUGACAGCAGCUGAUGCCGAGGCUGGAUGGGUGCCAGGGUGAGCACUAACAAGCAAUUCACAGGCUUUCCAGAGAGCAGAGAGAGGAGGCUUUUUUUUUUGGUAAGGAGGAUAAAAAGGCUCAAAAAUGCAAAUCAUUACCGUUUACAACCAAGCGAGUCUGCUAAAUUGAUUAGAAGAGAUAAAACUCCUUGGAGGUGAAGGGAAAGGGGAUUUUUUUUUUUUUUUUUUUUUUUUUUUUUUUUUUUUUUGUGGGUUAUGAACCUGCCCCAAGUGGCCGCCCACACAGCAGGCAUUUUCCAGGCCUGGAUGGGAGGGAUAGCAGAUGUCCCUGCCCAGAUCCCUGAGGAGCUGGCAUCUCUAAGGAUUGCUGGAAUUGAAGAGCUCUGGUCAGGGCCUCAGGGACAGGAAGGGUCAUCCAGCAGCUGUGCCAAUCCCUGGGCAGACUGAUCCUGUCUUAUGGGAUCAGUGUGCCUUAAGAGAUGGCAAGUCACAUCAGGAUCAGAGGAAGCAGCCUGUGCCAUCAGGUAGAGAGUAAGACUCCAGAGCCGUGAGAUAUCCUGCAUCCUUAUGCUAGGGACCUGCUGCUCUCUGGGGCCAGAGAAAGAGUGAGGCCAGCUGUAAAGAGAAAACUGAAGGCCAGGAGAGGGAAACUUGGGCCCAGCAGAGGAAGAAGCAGUCAGUAAGCUCUCACUCCCAUGAAGCAUCCAAGCAUUAUCAGAGGAUGUGACAAACAGCUUUCCAGCCUGAGCUAAGGUCUAGGUCUUUGUCUAGAAGAUUCUGUUUCCCAUGCUUGCUUUAUCACAACCCCCAGAACAGGACAUACAAAGACAUCUUUCCCCAGUCUGCUCAGCAGGUAGGCGAGGGGGGCGCUGGUGGGGGGUGGGGGUGGGGGGUGCUGACAGGACACAUGCUGGGCUCAGUACUCCAAGCCCCAGGAUGUCCCUGGACUUGUUCCCUCAAGCCCAGCUGCCUCACACCCAGGAGUAACCCACAGUCUCAACACUGCCAGCCUGUCCAUCCAUCACAGCCGGCUGACGGUGCCUGGGGCUCUGUUCGAACACACACCAUUUUUUAGGCAUUUGCCCAUUCUUUUGAAGCAUUCCAACUAUUUGUAUGAAAUGUCCACAUUGGCAUCUUUAAAAACAACUGAUAAGAAGAGUCCCUUUGCUGUCUUCCUACCCUUCAGUUUUGUGUUUUCUUUUUCUCCACCUCACCCCUACCUCUUGAGUCUGGCACUAAACUUCUGAUCCUCCAAUGCUACCUCCUUUGAUUUUUUUUUUUUUUUGGAGACAGGUUGGCCUCAGACCCUCUGUGUAGCUGAGAAUGACCGUGGGUUUCCAAUCCUCCUGCCUCUACCUCUUUCAGAUUUUAAUGUAUGUUUUUUUCUCUGAUUUGGGGAAUUUCAUCAUCCUUGGGGGCACUCCCAUUUUCUCAUCAUAAUGGGGCUUGCAAGGUGUGCCACACAGGGGAAGGGCACCAGCACUCUUCAUGUCUCCCCUGACCUGUGUCCAGACAACUCUAGCCUGGGGCUGCUCCUGCUUCCGGAAGCCACCCUGGGUUCUCUGAAAUCACCAUCACAAGCCCUUGUUGCUGAAUUGUCCAGCUUGUGCCAGGAAAGAAAUGUGGAUAUGUGGUGGGCAGUGUGCCUGGUGGGUGGGUGGAUCAGCCUCCACUUCAUACAGCCCCACUCCCCAGACACUGCAGCCAUCACAGUUGAAUUAUCAGCAGUUUGGUUCCCCUACCCACCCACCUGGGGUCACUGAGGGGACCAGCAGGGGACCUCUUACCACCCUCCCUUCCCCCCUGCUAUCUGUUCAGUCACGGGGAAGGCCUGAGGGUUGGCAGUGAAGGGCCACUUUCUGUCCUCCACCUGGCUGGUGGCCUGUCCAGUGACCUGGUGAGGAGAGGGGCUCACCUGGGCAACUCCUCCCAGAAGCGUCCCACCCUGCUUUGCUUCAGGACUGGUGUGUCUCCAGCAGACGGACGGGAAAUGAAGAUUCAAAGAGGUCUGGCAGCAACCACAGCCUGAAAGGGUGACUCAGUUUCCCUUCUCCAAAAUUUGCAUCAAGUGGGUGAGGAGGAUUGGCAGAAAACUAGAGACCUGAGGGAGUGGUACAAGAAACAAGAGCCAAAGCAACAGCCUGCCUGGCCUGCCACCCCUGCAGAGAGUCCCCGCAUCCCAGCCACCCGCUUGGAGGAGCUAAUCAGACUUUCUCUUCAAGACAGAAAAACAAGCACGACCUGAACCACAAUCAGAGCCGCAGCAGGCCCCAGGCUGCCACUGCUCACUCUCCCUGCCUGGGAUGGGAGGCAGGGUAGCGAGCGGGCCCUCCACGCCUACCCCUCCUGUACCAGUUCCAUCCCUGAAGGUUGUGGGUACAAAGUAGGGAAGCCCUACACACCAAACCCCAAAGUAGCCUUAGGUAUUUUCCCCCAGCCCAGCGUGACCACCUGAGAACGGCCUCAACCAAGAAGCCACUUGGGCAUCCAGGGUACAGUGUGAGAAUGAGGUCCUGGUGUCUUCCAGCCCCUCCAGAGAGGCUGGUGGGAAGGAAACCCCCAUCCACCGCUGGAGCCUUGUCAUCAGAGAGAAAAAGGAAGAUGCGGCACUGGAGGCUGCAGGGCAACCAAUCAGGCUGUGGAGACCUGCGCUUGUGCUGGCUAGGGACACCAGCAGGUAUGAGCAGGGAUGUCAAAGGCACAGGCCACCCCAAAGGACCCCCGUUCCUGUGUCAGGGCUGCAGGGUGGAGGUUUUGGCAGAACCAUCUUCCCAGUGGCAUCCUGGUGAGCAAAGAGUGCUUAUUGGUAUUGCCACGUAAACUAGAACAGAUGUUGGAAAGUAUAACCGGUCCCCGGUUCUGAGGGCCCAUGGCCAGCCUCUGGGGAAUAGAUGGGCUCUUUGCUAAAGAAGGUGGGAGGCCUGCCCAUCCCAUUGCAGUGAGGCGGGCCUUGAACCACCGAUUUCCCAAGCCCAUGCCUGCCCCAGCUACAGACUCAGCACCGCUGCUCGCUGCUCGCUCCUCUCUGCUUUCUUUUUCUCUGAAGGGCAAAGCAGUCUCAGGGGUCUGAGUGACAGGAAUGCCCCUCCUGCGGUGGCUGCAGUCUGGGAACUGGCAGGCAGAUGAGGCCCUGCUCCCUGGGAGGCCUGGCUAUGCCCAGCCUCAUGGCCCACCUGCUUCACUCCGACUACCACCAGACAGGUUUUUCAGAACACAGCGACGCAAACCCCCCACCACGACAACAACACAAACCAAAGUGCACUCGGAACCGCCCUUUGGCCUCCUUCAAUGUAGGUGCCUUGAAACUUCAAUGUUGAGAUGAAUGUGACUAACUACUUGGUCCUAUUUUCUGUUUGUCUGUUUCAUAUAAAAUGUCCAAGUCCACUUGCCUUGUCCUUUCUUGAAAUAAAUAGAAAAAUUUAACUUUUA
Peromyscus californicus insignis is the source of this 11494-nucleotide messenger RNA. It is a transcript of the gene Flrt1, whose product is annotated as fibronectin leucine rich transmembrane protein 1. The record is from RefSeq and is a predicted model, not a curated record. Lineage: Eukaryota; Metazoa; Chordata; Mammalia; Rodentia; Cricetidae. The transcript has 3 exons. Gene Ontology annotation, molecular function: protein binding. Bases 1235 to 3259 code for a protein of 674 amino acids.